AUGGAUUUUUUUGAUCAAGAUCACUUUGGUGGCGGAGGUCCUGGCGGCCUCUUCGCGCAGUUAGCUCAAGGAUUCGGUGGCAUGGCUGCUAGGAGAAUUGGAAGACCAAAUCCCCGCGCAUACGACGAAUACUUUAAGGCCUACAGCGUCGCAAUGCUUCCCGGGCGUCCUCGAGAUAAUGUCAGUUAUGGUGGAAAGAUUAUAAUGCCUCCCUCUGUGCUCGCUAACCUCACGAACAUGGAACUCGAGUCGCCUUGGAUGUUCAAGCUCCGCAACCCCGGCAACCCUGCGGCCUCUACCCAUGCCGGUGUCCUCGAGUUCAUCGCAGAAGAGGGGUGCGUCCACUUGCCCCGGUGGAUGAUGAAGACAUUGCGCUUGGAAGAAGGCGACCCCAUCCGUAUCACCGGCUGCGAGCUUCCCAAGGGUAAACUAGUCAAACUCCAGGCUCAGAGCGUCGAUUUCCUCGAGAUCUCCGACCCUAAGGCCGUUCUAGAGCAGGCAUUGCGCAACUUUUCCGCGCUAACGCAGGGUGAUAUAAUUGAGAUCUCCUACAACUCAAUCGUCUUUGGUCUCUUGGUGAUGGAGACGCAACCGGGCGGCGAAGGCAUCAGUGUGCUCGACACAGAUCUCGAGGUCGACUUUGCCGCACCCGUAGGAUACGUGGAGCCAGAGCGGCCCAAGGCGGCCCCACAACCUACCAUGCGCGACAAACUCAACAUCGACCUCAGUUCAUCUACUCCUGGAUCGUCACGCCCAUCUUCGUCCAUGGGUUUCGCUGGCGCCGCUGCAAAGGGCCCUGCUAUCAGUAAGGGCGGGGACCAGUGGGAGAGCUUCAAGGGCAAGGGCGAGACGCUGCAAGGACGCAAGACCAAGGGCAAGGGCAUCAGCCACAGGAAGGCGGAGGCUGCGCCGGAGGGUAGCAAGAUCAUCCGUACUGACAAGCAGCGAAUCGUCACGGCCGACGCUCUUGACAACGAUGCCUACGUCCCUGCGCCGCUGAACUUGCCUUUCGGUCAACUGUUCUUCGGCUUCAACAUCCAGCCAUACGUUCCUCCAUCGCAGGAGCCAUCGGCCUCCCCGUCUCAGUCAAAUUCGUUUGCGGGAACAGGCAACACUCUCACUGGACGCUCUCAGCCAUCGUCAUCGGACAAGGGCAAGAGCAAGGCGCAAAGCUCCUCUACCACUACCUGGGGGUCCGGCGGUCAGACGCUGGGCAGACGUCCUACCCAGCCGGCAAGCUCGACCCCGCGUUCCGUCGGAGCAGGGGGCGCGUCCGUCCCGGUGCUCCCCUCUCGUGGUCGCGCUCAGCAACAACAAGCACAACGAGAGAGGAGUCCUACCCCGGACUUCGGUGUUGAUGAUGACGAGGACAUUCCCUACUACAGCGAUGACUAG
Messenger RNA from Dichomitus squalens LYAD-421 SS1, 1395 nucleotides. RefSeq names its product UFD1-domain-containing protein. The coding region runs from base 1 to 1395 and encodes 464 amino acids. The record is from RefSeq and is a predicted model, not a curated record. The transcript is spliced from 7 exons. Gene Ontology annotation, molecular function: polyubiquitin modification-dependent protein binding. NCBI's taxonomy places the organism in Eukaryota, Fungi, Basidiomycota, Agaricomycetes, Polyporales, Polyporaceae. Gene Ontology annotation, cellular component: VCP-NPL4-UFD1 AAA ATPase complex.